Molecule: messenger RNA, 1491 nt
Organism: Osmerus eperlanus (European smelt)
Lineage: Eukaryota; Metazoa; Chordata; Actinopteri; Osmeriformes; Osmeridae
Gene: cfap119
Product: cilia and flagella associated protein 119
Exons: 9
Coding region: 29-973 (314 amino acids)
Source: RefSeq, a predicted model, not a curated record
GUCCAACUCUGCCAAGUACUCAGGAUACAUGUGUAAAGAUGCACUAGACUUCGUUGUUAAUUGUAAUUGUGAAAACCCUAUUUCAUUUACCAAUUAUUAUCCUAAGUUUAUUCGCCGUUUUCAGUGGGAAGAUAGAGCUGGCAAAAUGGAAUUGGAUGGAAAAAUAAAGGUACCCCAUCGCUUGAAACCCAGAGUGUUGUUAUGGGCUGACGUAAGCUACAAUGAUAUGGACGAAAUUGACAACAUUAAGGCCAUACCAGAACUUGAGAGAACUUUAUGCCGUGUUCUGGCUGUGGACUUCUCUGAGCCAAGGAAAGGGGUUCUGCUGGAGCUGUAUGUGCACACAGUGCUGUUCUGCAGGGAGAACAAGUUCAACAAGGAACAAACAUCUGCUCUGAUCUCCAUCGUCAAGAACAUGCAUCAGGCUAACACAGAAACACCGCUCAACAACGUGGACCACUGUUUUGCAUACUGCAGUGAACUUCUGCUAUGUCACUCGGUCAGGCGACCUCCAUUCAGUAUUAACCUCUUCAGCUGUGAUCAAGUCACCCACAUCUUGAAGUACCUCCUCAACUCCUAUAUAAAACACUUUAAUCUCUACAAAUAUAUAUUCACCCCUCAGGUGCGCCUGGACCUGACCUUGUGUUACUCUGGGAUGCCGGAUGUAGAAGACCCCCCCACCCCUGUGUUAUUAGAUACGCCAGAUGCAAAACCUGUGACAGAACAGAAGCCAGAGACUGAACAAGAGGAGCAGCUGGGCAUCGAAGAGCAAGUCGCUCUGGGAACAUCACCAGAGGAGGCUGGGGCAGAGGGUCCAUCCCAUAGGUCAGAGCUCAUGGCCCUCAUCCAGCAGGAGGUCAAGCAGGAGAUGGUGAGAGUGUCUGCCCAACUGGAGCAACAGCUGAGGGCCAGUGAAGAUAAGAUGACCAGCACCCUGGCUUCGCUGGAGACCAGCCUGCAGGGCAAAAAGUAAUAACAGCCAGGCCUCGAAUUGCUUCCACUUCACACUGCAUUUGACAAACCAAGAUAUGAAUAAUUUGUGGCUGCUGUCAGUGAGGAAGUGGAUUGGGUAAUCAUGCCAACCACCGUGACAGAAAAACACAACACAACAAGGUUCACAUGCUAUGUAUAAGCAAUGUUACUUUAAUUAUCAUUAUAAACUCUUUUUGUGUAAUAUCAGACGCAUUACAUCAUGUUUGUACAAUUAUUGUUCAAGACUUAGUGGUAAAAGAAAUGUUUGCUCUGAAAAAGGAACAUUUAGUAGAGAACUUCGAACUACAGGAAUGGAAAGGUAUAAUAUUGGUAGUAUUAACUGGUGUUACAUGCCACAUCAACAUGUUACAAUGUAUCGUGGGCUAAUUGUAUGUUCUGAAAGAGAAUAUAUAACUAAGUAUGUGAAAACGGAAAUAUGCAUCCCUUUAAUACAAAUAUUGUAUACAUGUACACAUACAUAUAGAAAGUAUUCUCGAUUGAGGUCAUUAUAAAGGGUUU